Perkinsus marinus ATCC 50983 is the source of this 166-nucleotide messenger RNA. RefSeq lists its product as hypothetical. The annotation marks the transcript as partial. The transcript has a single exon. Lineage: Eukaryota; Perkinsozoa; Perkinsida; Perkinsidae. The record is from RefSeq and is a predicted model, not a curated record.
AUUUACGUCGUGCAAGCUGCCACCCAAAGCUAGAGUGGCGGAGGACUGCCGUCUAUUCCACGGCAACGAUGUUUCCACUAUGGUAGAUGUCGUUACCGCCUCGCUGCAGUUCGAGACACUGGAAGGCCUGUUCUCGGGUAUGAGGUCAAUGAUGAACAGCGAUCAG